Eimeria maxima is the source of this 2499-nucleotide messenger RNA. RefSeq lists its product as hypothetical. Lineage: Eukaryota; Apicomplexa; Conoidasida; Eucoccidiorida; Eimeriidae. Bases 1 to 2499 code for a protein of 832 amino acids. The transcript has a single exon. The record is from RefSeq and is a predicted model, not a curated record.
AUGGCUCCUGGCUUAACGACCCUCUUGGCCGCUGCAGUGUCUGCAGCAGCAGCAGCAGCAUUUCCUGCUCCUCCUCUACAUCAGCUGCCGCAGCUUCUUAACGGUAGGCCAUUUCAGUCUAUCCUGCCGCAGCAGCUUCUGCUGCAGCAGCCGCAGCUGCUGCAGCAGCUGCAGCAGAGCCUCCCACAGCUUCCCCUGCUGCUGCAGCAGCUGCAGCAAAGUCUCCCGCAAAUCCCCCUUGGGCAGCUGCAGCAACUUACGUCAGGCCAGCAGCAACCAAACCUCCCCAGCGUGCCCGUGCAGCAGCAGCAGCAGCAGCAGUUGCAGCAGCAACAACAGUUGCAGCAGCAGCAACAGUUGCAGCAACAACAACAAUUGCAGCAGCUACAGCAGCUACAGCAGCUGCAGCCGCUGCAGCAGCUACAGCCCUUGCAGCAACAUCCGUUACAGCAGCAGCAGCAGGAGCUGUUGCUGCAGCUGCACCAGCAUCCCCAGUCGCUGCAGCAAUUUCCGCCGCAGCAGCAGGAACUGCAGCAGCUCCAGAAGGUGCAGCAGCCACAACCCUUGCAGCAAUAUCCGCUGCUGCAGCAGGAUCAGCUGCAGCAGCUGCAGCCACUGCAACAGCUGCAGCCACUGCAGCAGCAGCCACAACCCUUGCAGCAGUAUCCGCCUCAGCAACAGGAUCAACUGCAGCAGCUGCAGCCACUGCAGCCACUGCAGCAACAGCAACAGCAGCAGCCACAACCCUUGCAGCAAUAUCCGCUUCAUCAGCAGGAUCAGCUGCAGCAGCUGCAGCAGCUGCAGCAGCAGCCACAACCCAUGCAACAAUUUCCGCUGCAGCAACAGGACAAACGAGAGCAGCUGCAGCCACUGCAGCAACAGCAGCAGCAGCCACAACCCUUGCAGCAAUUUCCGCUGCUGCAGCAUGAUCCACUACAGCAGCUGCAGCCACUACAGCAGCAGCAGCAGCAGCCACUGCAGCAGCAGCAGCCACAGUCCUUGGAUCAAUAUCCGCUGCAGCAGCAGGAUCAACUGCAGCAGCUACAGCCACAGCAGCAAGAGCAGCAGCAGCCACAAUCCUUGCAACAAUAUCCGUUUCAGCAGCAGGAUCAGCUGCAGCAGCUGCAGCAGCAGCAACAGCAGCAGCAGCAGCAGCAGCUAGAACUCCUGCAGCAAUUUCCGCUUCAGCAGCAGGAUCAGCUGCAGCAGCUGCAGCAGCUGCAGCAGCAGCAGCAGCCACAAUCCUUGCAACAAUACCCGCUUCAGCAGCAGGACAAACUAGAGCAGCUGCAGCCACUGCAGCAGCAACAGCACCAGCAGCACCAGCAGCAGCCGCUGUGCUUGCGGCAAUCUCCGCUGCAGCAGCCACAGCAGCUGCCAUUGCGGGAGACCCCGCUGCACCAGCUGCAGCCGCUGCAGCAGCUGCAGGAUCUGCAGCCACUGCAGCAGCAGCAGCAGCCACAACCCUUGCAGCAGGUGCAUCAACUGCAGCAACUGCAGCAGCAGCCGCAGCCACUGCAGCAACUGCAGCCACUGCAGCCACCGCAGCAACUGCAGCAGCUGCAGCAGCAAAUGCCUGAGCAGCUGCAGGGCCCCUUUGAGCCUCUACAGCAGCCGCUGCAGCAGCUGCAGCAGCCGCAGCAGCAGCAGCCUCUGCCGCAGCAGUUCCAAGAUCAGGGUAGAUCUUUUUUGUCAUUAGGGUAUCAGGGGGACAGCAGCGGCAGCAACGACAGCAGCAGCAGCAGCAACAGCAGCAGCAGCAGCAGCAGCCAAUUGCCUAUCAUGCUGCCACCUGUGGGCGUCUUUCCUCUAAAGAAUCAAUCGGCUGCAGCAGAAGGAAUUCUAUCAACAGAUAAACUCCCUGAGCUUGCUGCUGCUGCUUCUCCUGCUGCUGCUGCUGCUGCUCCUCCUCCUCCUGUUGCUGCUGCUGCACCUAUUGUUGCUAGUGCUGAUCCUGCUGCGCGAUUUGGCACAUUUGCAGUCCGAGGACCAGCAGAAGUAGCAGCAACAACAACAGCAGCAACAGCAGCAACCGCAGCAACAACAGAAGCAGCAGCAGCAGCAGCAACAGCAGAUCCAGCGGAUAUAUUAGAAAUAAUUAGCACUCUUGCCCCUUUUCUUCCUGCUGCAGCAGCAAAUCAACUUGCUGCUGAUGUGGCAAGAGGAAAACCUAUAAAUGCUGCAGCAACUAAGAGCCUGCUGCAGCAAGCAGCAGCUGCAGCAGCAGCAGCAGCAGCAGCUACCCUUCCUCCUGCUGCCUUCCUCCCCGAUAAGGAGGCGCAGCAGAUAGCAGAUGCUAUUAUUUCUUUGUCUCCUUUUGCUGCUAACAAAGAGACAACUGUCUCCUUACUGCAGCCGCAGCAGCUGCAGCAGCAGCUGCAGCAGCAGCAACUGCAGCAGCAGCUGCAGCAGCAGCAAGCAGCAGGAAAUAUAGACAAUUCUCCUGCUCUAUUUCUAUCUCCAGCAGGAUUUGCUGGAGAAAACUUUCUUGCCCUUUGA